Rotaria sp. Silwood2 is the source of this 633-nucleotide messenger RNA. The record is from the annotation of a GenBank genome assembly. NCBI's taxonomy places the organism in Eukaryota, Metazoa, Rotifera, Eurotatoria, Philodinida, Philodinidae.
AUGGAUUCACCCAUACCAACUAAAGAUAAUGCAACACGUAUUCCAAGACCACUGUUGUUAUCAGCAUACGGUGUUGACAAUAAAAUUACUGCAAUAAAUGUAUUAAAUCGAUGGAUGUAUAUUUUUCCACAUUAUCGGGACCAAAAUGUCCACGUCAUUGGUUUUUCUACAGAUGCCGACAGAAGAUAUGUAAGCGCUAUGCGUCUUGCAAGUGGUUUUUUUGCAUCAUUAUCCGAUGUACAAUUAGAUAAGCAUCAAUAUGCAUUUACAAUUAAUAUACCAACACAUUGGACAUGGUUUUUCCUUCGACAUAACCAGUUACUUUUGUUUUUCCAAGAUUCAGUUCAUCUUGUAACAAAAUGCAGAAAUCGAUUAUUGUCAUCAACAACUGAUUUAUGUUUUGGAAUCGACAAAAUCAGUAUAACACAUAUUGAAGCAUUGAUCAAUGAUGGUCAUAAUACAAAAAGUGAUCUUCGUCUCACGAGCAGCGACAUUAAUCCGAAAGAUCGCCAGAACUACAACUCAUGCAUUAAAUUUAUAUUAGAUGACGUGAUAAAUCUUUUAAUUAAUGCUGUGGACACUAAUGGAACCGUUGUAUACUUAACUUUAUUAAAAAUGAUAGUGAAAGCUUAG